UAAGCAAUACCAAGGUGUAACCAUUCCUGUGCACCCACUGAUCCAGUGUUAAACAAGAGCCCGUCUCUGUCUUUUUAAGACUCCAGGGUCUCUCUCAAGUGUGCUUGACAUAGUGAGACACUUGAGAUCUAUGAUGGCUGCCUUGCUCAAAUUGUCGAUCAUCCUUGCGUUGUGCCUCCUGUGGAGUGGUGUGGAAGGUUUCGCACCUUCUGAGUGGACCAAGGCUUCAGCUACAUUCUAUGGUGGAAGUGAUGCCUCUGGAACUAUGGGUGGAGCUUGUGGUUAUGGUAACUUGUACUCGACGGGGUACGGAACCGAUACUGCAGCUCUGAGCACAGCUCUGUUCAAUGAUGGGACGUCUUGUGGGCAGUGCUUUAAGAUCAUGUGUGACCACCAGUCCGACUCCAGGUGGUGCAUCCAGGGCACUUCAGUGACCAUCACGGCCACCAACUUCUGUCCUCCAAACUAUGCCCUCCCCAAUGAUGACGGUGGCUGGUGCAACCCGCCUCGCCAGCAUUUCGACAUGGCACAGCCUGCGUGGGAGAAGAUUGGUAUCUACAGAGGAGGAAUUGUGCCGGUUUUGUACCAAAGGGUCCCAUGCGUGAAGCAAGGUGGAAUAAGGUUCACCAUCAACGGGCGAGACUACUUUGAACUUGUUCUCAUAUCAAAUGUGGGAGGCAGUGGAUCCAUUCAGUCCAUGUCCAUCAAAGGUUCAAGCACUGGCUGGUUAGUGAUGUCAAGAAAUUGGGGUGCAAAUUGGCAAUCCAAUGCCUAUCUAAACGGCCAGUCUCUCUCUUUCAAAAUAACAACAUCUGAUGGGCAGACCCUUGUCUUCCCGGAUAUAGUCCCAUCAAAUUGGGCAUUUGGACAAACUUUCUCCAGUCUUCUCCAGUUCUCCUAGAAGGUUAGGGAUGCAAGUUUCAAGAUCUAGAUUGGCAGAGGCGUGCUUAUAAUUUUCUUAGAGUAGCCCGCCAGUUAAUCAUUUUCUUAUGCGAUCAAAGAAGGGAGUAAACCGUCAGCCGAAUACUAGGGUAUGAAGAUGGAUGGCAUAAAAUUCAUUUGAUGAGAAGGUCAAAGAAGUGGAUGUUAAGGAACAUGUAGCUCUUCCAAUGUACUCCAAUUAUCUUUAUCGAUGUAAAAUCCUUUUCAUGAUAUCAUCAUUUGAUGAGUCUGUGAUAUAACAAUAAUGAAAAAAAAAAUUGCUGAUUGGGAA
This is a messenger RNA of Elaeis guineensis (African oil palm), 1213 nucleotides long. RefSeq names its product expansin-A1. Gene Ontology annotation, cellular component: extracellular region. Gene Ontology annotation, biological process: plant-type cell wall organization. NCBI's taxonomy places the organism in Eukaryota, Viridiplantae, Streptophyta, Magnoliopsida, Arecales, Arecaceae. The record is from RefSeq and is a predicted model, not a curated record.